CCGCAUUGUUGGAGUGAGCUUUUCAAAUCCGUCACUUUUGCGCAUCAUCAAGGCGAGAUAUGGUGCUAGAACUGCACACUUGGGGUCCAGCAUUCGAUCUGCCAUCCAUCGACCCACAGUGUCUGGCCACAAUCUAUUAUCUGCAGAAUGUUCUAGGUCGACCCGGAGAGUCAUGGGUAGUGAUUCCUUCAAGCGACCCUAGAGUCAGUCCUCUUGGAGAACUUCCUGCUUUACGAGAUGCCGAAACUUGGGUAGCUGGUUUUAGCAACAUAAUCGCAUACCUGCGAGAUGUCUCCGAUGGAGAAUGGGAUCUGGACAAGUCCCUGGACGAAGCCCAACGAGCCGACCGCGCAGCUUUCACUUCGUUUCUCGAAUUUCAUGGCCAACCGCUCCUCGAUCUGAGUCUCUACGUUAGUAGCGACAACUAUCUCAAUCGAACGAGACAAGCACUCGGACAGAUUUUGACGUGGCCGAACAGCUGGACUGUGCCCCACCGACUACGAGAAAGAGCAAAGAAGAGAUCGGAACAUCUGGGGUUGAGCAGUCUUGACGUGGACACGGCGCAAGAGGAUAACAGCGAGGAUACCGGGUUGACUGCGCAUAUCCCCAAGUCUUUGAGGAAACCGAAACAGACUGUCAGUGGGCUAUUGGGCCGAGGUCUGCAGAAGAACAAGUUCCGACUAGACGCGAUCACCGCAGAUUUCUUCGAACCUGUGAUGGAAAUGCUUGGGGGCAAGUCAUAUUUGCUUAGUGACGAAGAAAGCAGCUUGGAUUGUUUAAUGCUAGGAUAUCUUGCUCUUAUGCAGAGACCGCAAGUGCCGCAGGGAUGGGUAAGGGAUGCACUGCGAACAAAGUACGCAAAGCUGGGGCAUUGGACGGAAGCCCGCAUCACGGCAGUGUCCGACGAGCCUCUUGAUGUCGGGUUGAUUAUGGGUCGAAAAACAGGGUUGGUCCCCGCGAGAUUCCAGGUUCCCCAGGAACGAAGCCUAUCACAAGUUCUGCAGGCGGUUGUGGAAGGGUGCAUUAGCUCGAUCCCAGUACUUGGGUCUGGGUUUGACGCUUCGGAAAUCUGCAGCAUCCAGACAGCCGGGCGCGAUCGGUAUCGGGAGAAGCAAUUGAGGUUGGCUCGCCUACAGCGUCGAAGAGACAUGUACGUGCAGAUCCUGGCCUCGACUUUUGCAGUCACAGGUCUGCUGGGAUGGCUUGGCUACAAGGGCAUACUGCAACUUCCACGCCGGGCACCACAAGGACGCAAGUUCGGCGAAGCUGGUGCACUCUUUGGCCUGGUAUAAAUCGUCCAGCGUAAGGCAGUGUUGAUAGAAUGAAGAAUACCUAGGUAUGUACACAGUACACAGGAAGUAUG
Messenger RNA from Exophiala xenobiotica, 1363 nucleotides. RefSeq lists its product as uncharacterized. The record is from RefSeq and is a predicted model, not a curated record. Bases 60 to 1292 code for a protein of 410 amino acids. NCBI's taxonomy places the organism in Eukaryota, Fungi, Ascomycota, Eurotiomycetes, Chaetothyriales, Herpotrichiellaceae. Gene Ontology annotation, biological process: mitochondrion organization. The transcript has a single exon. Gene Ontology annotation, cellular component: SAM complex.